Messenger RNA from Megalopta genalis, 1849 nucleotides. It is a transcript of the gene Pgk, whose product is annotated as phosphoglycerate kinase. The record is from RefSeq and is a predicted model, not a curated record. Gene Ontology annotation, biological process: gluconeogenesis; glycolytic process. Lineage: Eukaryota; Metazoa; Arthropoda; Insecta; Hymenoptera; Halictidae. Gene Ontology annotation, cellular component: cytosol. Gene Ontology annotation, molecular function: ATP binding; ADP binding; phosphoglycerate kinase activity.
UUCGUCGACCUUGCUUUGACUUUGCCGAGUCAAAGUGUUUCGGUGAUAAAACGAAUCGAAAGGUAGUCGAGAGUUUUGUCGCAAGUUGCUGCACCGAACAGAGGUUAACCGAGUUGAAAAAGCACAGGAACGGAGCAUCGAGAAUCGUCGAGAAGAGCAUCGUUUCGAAAGCGAGACAUUUAAAUAGUAAAACUAUGGCGUUCAAUAUGCUCAGCAUCGAUAAAGUGGAUCUGACGGACAAACGGGUUCUGAUGCGCGUGGACUUCAAUGUGCCAUUAAAGGAAGGCAAGAUAACCAACAACCAACGAAUCGUUGCUGCAUUGGAUACUGUCAAAUAUGCUCUUGAGAAAAAAGCGAAGAGUGUUGUAUUGAUGUCGCACUUGGGUCGCCCAGAUGGUAAACCAGAUAUGAAAUAUACUUUGAAACCGGUAGUGGAAGAAUUGAAAACGCUACUUGGAAAAGAGAUUUUGUUUUUAAACGAUUGCGUCGGACCGGAGGUGGAAGCUGCUUGUGCGAAUCCUGCACCUGGAACCGUCAUCUUGUUAGAAAAUUUGCGAUUCCACAUCGAGGAGGAAGGCAAGGGAGUUGGCCCCGAUGGAAGCAAGAUAAAAGCGGACAAGGAAAAGGUCGCGGAAUUCCGAAAAUCUCUCAGCAAACUUGGAGAUAUUUAUGUUAACGACGCGUUCGGCACCGCGCAUCGAGCUCAUAGCUCGAUGUUAGGGGAGGGAUAUGAAAAAAGGGCAAGCGGCUUUCUCUUAAAGAAAGAAUUAGAUUAUUUCGCCAAAGCGUUAGAUAAUCCCGCGAGACCAUUUUUAGCGAUAUUAGGAGGUGCCAAAAUUGCAGAUAAAAUACAAUUAAUAAAUAAUAUGUUGGACAAAGUCAACGAAAUGAUCAUCGGCGGUGGAAUGGCGUAUACUUUCUUGAAAGUAUCCAAAAACAUGAAGAUAGGUAAUUCGUUGUUCGACGAAGAAGGCGCGAAAAUAGUCAACGAUCUAUUAGCGAAAGCAGAGAAGAACAAGGUUCAAAUACAUUUACCGGUUGACUUUGUUACCGCGGAUAAAUUCGCGGAAAAUGCAGCUGUCGGUUCGGCAGACAUAGAGAGCGGCAUACCCGAUGGUUGGAUGGGUCUCGACGUUGGACCUAAGACGAGAGAAUUAUUCGCAGAAUCGAUCAAAAGAGCAAAGACCAUUGUAUGGAACGGCCCAGCAGGCGUGUUCGAAUUUGAAAAUUUCAGCCAAGGUACAAAGAGUCUGAUGGAUAACGUUGUGAACGUUACGUCGCAGGGCGCCAUUACCAUUAUAGGGGGCGGCGAUACAGCCACGUGUGCCGCUAAAUGGAAAACUGAAGAUAAAGUGAGCCACGUGAGCACUGGAGGCGGUGCCAGUUUAGAACUUCUCGAAGGCAAAAUUUUGCCGGGAGUCCAGGCUCUUACUCCAGCGUAAAUUAGCAACUUUUAAAUGUACCAGUUGGUGUUAAGACUUUAAAGGACAUCGGUCGUGUCAGAGUCGAAUGUUCGAUCGAAUAGAUAAAACAUCUAAUAACCUUCUAACAACGGUAAUAUUGUUGUAUACAAAAUUUCCGUAUAAAAAAUAUUGUAUUCUGUGAAACAUGACUGUUGCUUCUCCACGUGAAAUAUGUAUGUCGAAAGAGAUACGAGAGUUUGCUUUUGUAGGAAUGUAUCGUAUACGCUACGCAAUGACUGUCGGAGUAAGAAGUAAAUCGAAAUCGACACCUAUCCGUAAAAAGAUCGGUUUGUUGAUAGACGAAAUGUAAAGAGUUCUUUUAACGAAACGUUAAACACAAAUAUAAAUUAUUUAGAUUAAAUAAAAUAUUGAGUUAUUACAGAUUU